This is a messenger RNA of Amaranthus tricolor (Joseph's coat), 1599 nucleotides long. RefSeq names its product phosphoglucan phosphatase DSP4, amyloplastic. The record is from RefSeq and is a predicted model, not a curated record. The coding region runs from base 201 to 1328 and encodes 375 amino acids. Gene Ontology annotation, cellular component: chloroplast. Gene Ontology annotation, biological process: starch catabolic process; protein dephosphorylation. The transcript has 14 exons. NCBI's taxonomy places the organism in Eukaryota, Viridiplantae, Streptophyta, Magnoliopsida, Caryophyllales, Amaranthaceae. Gene Ontology annotation, molecular function: protein tyrosine/serine/threonine phosphatase activity; starch binding; carbohydrate phosphatase activity.
GUCUGAGUGUAUGGAGUGCGUGGUAGCUAGCAGCUUUAGGAAUCUGCCACUGUACUGCUAGAUAUUCUGUGCACUUACUAAGAAUACUUUUAGAAAACCAGAAGAUCCCAUCAAAAAAUAUCUGCCCCUUACCUUAACAUUACAAUCAAGAGUUCUUCUAGCCUUUCUCUUUUUCAUAGCGUUUUCCAUCUAUUUUUGCAAUGAACUGUCUGCAGAAUUUCCCCAGGUUAUGCGCUUUGCCAUGUGAAUUUCUCAAACCCCAUGAAUCUAAAUCUUCAACCUUUGUUCAUAUAAUGCCUGUGAAGCAUGUCAGUGAUCCGCGUUUUCGUCAUUGUGUAAUUGUUAAGGCGGUUUCCGAACCUAAAUCGAGCAGUGAGAAGAGUGAAAUUGUGGACGAGAAAAAAUCAGAUAUAUACAGUAGUACCAUGACAGAAGCAAUGGGUGCUUCUCUGACUUAUAGGCAUGAACUUGGGAUGAACUACAGUUUUAUUCGUCCGGAUUUGAUAGUUGGUUCAUGCUUGCAGAGUCCAAAAGAUGUUGACAAGCUACGAAAUAUUGGAGUUAGAACUAUUUUCUGUCUCCAGCAAGAUCCUGAUCUUCAAUAUUUUGGUGUUGAUAUAAAGGCUAUUCAGAAGUAUGCACAGAAAUAUACUGACGUUGAACAUAUUCGUGCUGAAAUAAGGGAUUUUGACGGGUUCGAUUUACGAAUGAGGCUUCCAGCCGUUGUCAGCAAAUUAUACAAGGCUAUAAACCGAAACCGAGGAAUCUCGUACAUACAUUGUACAGCUGGAAUGGGCAGAGCACCUGCUGUUGCUUUGGCUUACAUGUAUUGGGUUCAAGGAUAUAGGCUAAGUGAAGCCCACAGAUUAUUGCUGAGUAAACGUUCUUGCUGCCCGAAAUUGGAUGCUAUUAAAAGUGCAACAGCUGACAUUCUUUCGGGCCUCAAGAAAAAGCCAGUUACCUUCAAGUGGAAGGAUCAAAGUCAUACCUUAGUUGAAAUAUCCGGGCUUGAUAUUGGAUGGGGCCAGAAAAUUCCACUGACAUUUGACGAGGAACAAGCGUCAUGGAUUAUGGAGCGAGAAUUACCUGAAGGACAGUAUGAGUAUAAGUAUGUAGUUGAUGGUGAAUGGGUUUGCAACAACGAUGAACUCAUGACUCCGCCAAAUGACGAUGGUCAUAUCAACAAUUAUGUCGUGGUUUCUGCUGAUGAUCCAGAUAGUGAUAGUGCACAACUGAGGGAGAGGCUGACCGGGGAUGAUCCUGAUCUGACUACCGAUGAACGAGCUAAAAUACUACAAUUUCUUGAGGAAUUCUCCGAGCUCGAGUGAGUUCUUGUAUACAGAAAAGUCAUGUAUGUAAGUAGUAGAAGUUCAUGCCAAGGGCAAUGAGAUUUUCAGGCACCUUUUUGAGUUAUCCUUUGUGUACUUCAUGCUAAUUGAAAAUCAUAUAGUUUAUAAUAUUAUCAUUCAAUGUGUUUGUAAUAAAAAUUUAUACUUUAUUAGCAAAACCAUAUAUCAUUCACAAUAAACCUAGCAAGGACGGAUGUACAUAAGCUUAGAUGAAAUAAUUUCAAUUAUACUACUAUUAUUUCUGGUAGAA